Messenger RNA from Porites lobata, 2902 nucleotides. NCBI's taxonomy places the organism in Eukaryota, Metazoa, Cnidaria, Anthozoa, Scleractinia, Poritidae. The record is from the annotation of a GenBank genome assembly.
AUGAGUGACAGAAAAGCAGUAAUAAAAAAUGCAGACAUGUCAGAAGAUAUUCAGCAAGAUGCAGUGGAGGUUGCUACACAAGCCAUGGAAAAGUUUAACAUCGAGAAGGACAUAGCAGCCUAUGUGAAGAAAGAAUUUGACAAAAAAUACAACCCAACAUGGCACUGUAUUGUGGGAAGAAACUUUGGUUCAUAUGUGACACAUGAAACCAAGCAUUUCAUCUACUUCUAUCUUGGACAAGUUGCUGUUCUACUGUUUAAAUCUGGUUAAUCCUGCAGCUCAAGUGUGAAAUGUCCAUUAUUUGACAGGGAGAAAAAUGAAUUUGUUUUUGUCUUUCUUUUUUCUAUUUAGUUUCACCAUUACUCAAAGUGGUGGUGUUUGCAAAUAAUGUGAAUAUAUUAAGUUGAAAACACCCUGGCACUACAUGUAUCUUUUUAAAAAUAAAUUACUAUUUGUGUGGUGAAUUGAUACUUUUAUUGUGUGAAUACCAAAUGACAAUGAGUUUCAGAAAGAUGCACACAUUCUUUUUUUAAAAAUAAAGUGCCAUUUCAUAAACGACGCAAGGCUCAGUUUUUCUUCCUUCUUUGAUUAGCCUCAGAUAUGGUGGGUGGAUCUUGCCUAGUCCCUAGGCCUCAUCAUUAUGCACGGCCUAUGCGUUUCGGGUCACGUGGUCCGACAAAAUUUUGAGGCCCAGACAAACUCGGAGAAGUGAGACAUUUUGUCUCACUUGGGGCGGAGCUUUUGGAAGUGGGCAAGCUGUCAAUAACUUUUCUGCGCUGAUGUAAGAUCUCCAGCAGCCAUGGAGAGUACAGGGGAUAAAGACGUAAACCAAGCAUUUUUAUUCUAUGUACGUUUUCAUUGUUGAAAGUCCUUUGGCCUCUCUUUUUCAAAAACAAGGUUCCACCAUAUCAAGGUUCUUUUGUAUUUAUUUUACUAUUACUCUGAUGUAAAAAUAGUUCCUUAUAAUUAUCGUGGACAGUGAUCUUGUUCCACUGUAGCUUGCUGAUGAGAAAGUAGCAGUAAAGCAAAUGAGAUGAAUUGUGGGCAGAAAGAGUGUGUUCUGUCUCUCUUCUUUUGCCCAUUCCAGUUUAGCUUCCCUGUUUGGCUAUAGCCUGAUUCACAGACAUCAGAGAUGAACUGAGACACCUUCACUUUAGGAGAGGGAGAGAAGUGAAGGGGCUGUGAUCGACCUUAGACAUUUGAUUAUUGGGCUAUUUUGGCUGGUAACUCAUCCCCUUAGUUGCUUGCUUCUCCCUAUUGAUAAGACUAGAGUAAUUUACGAGCCAAGCAUAAUGCUCAUGGCUUUGUUCACAUGAUCAACUACACCCUUGCAGCUUUGCUGCAAAGUGGUAUGGUGAUGCCCCCGGGGCACUUUAGGAAUUUCUGGGUGGGGAUGUGCCGCUGGGACCCUGGAACCCUUGACCUAUACCAGAGCUAGUUCAGCUGAAUUUUGCUACCCUAUACUAGGUGAUGCUGUUUCCCAGUCUAGAUAAAAUCUCAGUUUCAAAAAUGUCUGAAGAUUUAUAUACCCUAUCCUAGAGUAAACUGCUUGAAAACCAUACCCUUCACAGCGGCACAUACCCAUAUAGACCAUAUAUGGCAGUACCCCCCCCGGGGGUGAUGCCCAACUUCUCUUUCAGUCUGAAGAAAGUCUCUGGUACUAAGGGUGUCUUACAGUCGAACCAGGAAAACUGUGAACACCAGAAAUAUUUCUGGAAUGUUAUUGUGUUGCAAGAAAAAAGCCAAUCAGGCGCGAGAAAACUGAACCGCAAACAAGAACGUCAGUUAUUUUCCAACGAAAUUGUGUAUGGGUCAUAUGUUAAAUGUACAUACCGUAAAAUACCGAAAAUAAGCCCCUCCAUGUAUAAGCCCCUCCAAAAUAUAAGCCCCCCAAAAUCGCAAUGCAAAAAACCCUCCAUUAAAUCGCCCCUCCUAUAAGCCCUCCCCCGGGGGGCUUGUACUCAAAUACAAAGAAAAACAAAGAAAAAAUGGUAAAUUUCCUUCCCACUACAAGCUAGCCCAAUUGAUUUUGAAACGCAAAUUUCCGUCCAUACAUAAGCCCCUCCAAAAAUAAGCCCCUCAAAAAGGGCCUUUGAAAAAUAUACGCCCCGGGGCUUAUUUUCGGAAUUUUACGGUAUUUCGUACUUCUCCUGCCCCUUUUUCUUUCAUACUGUUUCCCUUUCCCACUGAGAGACGUUCGAAAGUUUCCGAAGAGAACUGGGCAGUACAUUGAUUCACGCAGUGCAUUAUGGGUUGAUAUAGGCCGCCAAAAUAAGCUACUAGAAAUGAACCAAUGAAAUUUGAAAUAUUAGGUGUACCAUCGCGUGGUUAAUCAAACUCUGAAGAAGGGAUGUUGUAGUAAUUUGUUUGAUUUGUAGCUGUUUGAGAAAGGGAAUAUCGGUGGCGAAGGUUUGUGUAAGUUGCGGAAAGCUGUUUUUAGACAAGGUAACCAAUUCGCUUCUUUUGUACAUUUCAUUUUUCUCUGUGCCUUUAAAUGUAGGCGUGGUCGUGAAGGGAGGCACCCCUCUUUUUUCGUGAGCUUCUUGGAGCGUGGUAUAUCUUAUUCUCAUAAGGUCGUUUUUCACGUAUUGAAAACAAGUUGUACACGUCUUGCCUUUAUGUCGAUUUCUAGAUGACAGACCGAAAAUCAGUGAUAAAAAAUGCUGACAUGACCGAAGACAUGCAGCAAGAUGCCGUCGAGUGUGCCACACAAGCGAUGGAAAAGUUUAACAUCGAGAAAGACAUCGCGGCUUAUAUCAAGAAGGAAUUUGACAAGAAAUACAACCCAACUUGGCACUGUAUUGUUGGAAGGAAUUUUGGCUCGUAUGUGACGCAUGAAACCAAGCAUUUCAUCUACUUCUAUCUUGGUCAAGUGGCGGUGUUGCUUUUCAAGUCUGGAUGA